UGUCCCCCUCUCUCUCUCUGACACUCUGAAUCGACAGGCACGGACGCCGCCUCCGGAUUCCAAGCGCUCUACACCUCGGCCGCCGGCGUCCACUGCCCCGGCUAGGUCCCACCCAGGUGUAGCUCCAAGAGCAGGCGCCUGGUGAUGGCCAACAGCGAGUAUGAGUACGUGAAGCGGGAGUUCGAGUUCGACCGCCGCCUCCCGGCCUCCAACUGGAUCGUCGUCCGCAUCGAUGGCUGCCAUUUCCACCGAUUCUCGAAGAUGCAUGCCUUUGAGAAACCAAACGAUGAGAGAGCUUUAAAUUUGAUGAACGCUUGUGCCAUUUCUAUGCUCGAGAAAUUCCCUGAUAUAGUGUUUGCCUAUGGUGUUAGCGAUGAGUACAGUUUUGUUUUCAGAGAGGAAACAGAAUUCUAUCAGAGGCGGGAAAGCAAAAUUCUCUCUUUAUGUGUUUCUUACUUCACAUCUCUGUACGGGAUGAAGUGGAAAGAUUUCUUUCCGAAUAAUGAUUUGAAGGAGCCUGCAUAUUUUGAUGGGCGAGUUGUAUGCUAUCCAAAUAUGAAGAUCAUUCGUGAUUAUUUGGCAUGGAGACAAGUGGACUGUCAUAUAAAUAAUCAGUACAAUACGUGCUUCUGGAUGUUGGUGAAAUCUGGAAAGACUGAAAAGGAGGCACAACAAACUUUGAAGGGAACAUUUUCUAAGGACAAGAACGAGUUGCUUUUGCAACAGUUCCAAGUCAACUAUAAUGACGAACCGGCUAUGUUUCGGAAAGGGUCCAGUGUUUAUCGAGAUAAGGUCAAAAGAAAGGUGAAAACAGAUGACUAUGGGAAUCCCAUAAAAAGAACCCAGAUGGCAAUUACAGUGUCAAAUUUCGAUAUCAUAGGGCCUGAGUUUUGGGAAAAACAUCAAUACAUUCUUCGAGAAGAAAAAUAUAGAUACGAGUAUGUGAAGAAGUUCGACAACAUACCUAGGCUUCCAUGUUCUAAUUGGACCGUUGUUCGCAUCAGCGCCUGCCAGUUUGAUCAAUUUUCGCUGAUCCAUUCAUUUGACAAGCCAAAUGAUGAGACUGCUUUAAGAUUGAUGAACGCUUCUGCUUCCCUGACGAUGGAGCAAUUUCCUGAUAUUAUCUUUGGUUAUGGGUUUAGCAAUGAGUACAGCUUUGUGUUUCAGGAGAACACUGAAUUGUACCAGAGAGAUGAGCGAUUAAUCCUUUCUUCAUGUUCCUCAUAUUUCACUUCCUUUUACAUGAUGAAGUGGAAAGAAUAUUUCCCCAGUAAAGAAUUAGUGCAGCCACCACGCUUCGAAGCAGAAUUUCUCUGUUACCCAAAACCAAAGAUCGUUUGUGACUAUUUGUCCUGGAGGCAAGCAGAAUGUCAUAACAGGAACCAAUACAAUACAUGCUUUUGGAUGUUAGUGAAAUCUGGAGAAAGCGAAGACAAAGCUAAUGAGAUACUGAAGGACACAUUAUCAAAGGACAAGAACGAGCUACUUUUUCAGCGAUUCCAAAUGAACUAUAACAAUGAACCGGCUAUGUUCCGAAAGGGUUCAUCUGCUUACCAUCAAAAGGUUGGAGAAUUUGCGGAGGUGGGACCCAAUGAAGAUGUUGCAAGGGAUGGGCGGGAUGUGGCGGUGGCCCAUGUAGACAUGGGGCCAGACUUUUGGAGAAAGCAUCCUUAUAUUUUUAACAGAUGAUACUUGUAUUUGUUCUAGGCUGAUUAGUAGUUCUCUUCAUUGUCUCAAUUUUUGUCUAAGAACAUCAGAGUUUGUAGAUUCUGUUAACAGUGC
Lolium rigidum is the source of this 1782-nucleotide messenger RNA. RefSeq names its product tRNA(His) guanylyltransferase 1-like. The record is from RefSeq and is a predicted model, not a curated record. The transcript is spliced from 15 exons. Gene Ontology annotation, molecular function: tRNA guanylyltransferase activity; magnesium ion binding. NCBI's taxonomy places the organism in Eukaryota, Viridiplantae, Streptophyta, Magnoliopsida, Poales, Poaceae. Gene Ontology annotation, biological process: tRNA modification. The coding region runs from base 145 to 1689 and encodes 514 amino acids.